CCUCGCCAAUGAAUGGGGCUGCUGGCGCGCUACAAACGCACGCUGGGCGGAAAACGGAACCGGACCGAGAGCUGCACCGCCCUUGUUUGUGCCGAUCGCCUCUGGGGGUCCACGCCUGCCCUGCAAGAAGCCCAAGGACUUGUUGGAUCCUGGCUGGUGCAGCCACUCUUACACUUCCUCCAGCAUGCUGGGUGCAGACCUACGGCGAGGACGUAGACGCCUUUCCUCCAGCCUUCAGGUCCCACCAUGGAAGGCCGUGGACAGAGCACGCUCACCAGAGCCAGACAAUGUCCAAAGGCCAACUACCCUGCCACUACGAAUCCCUCCCCGAAUUUCUAUCACCCAUGCUGACCCAGACAGCUUCGAGGUGGAGAAUGGCCCGUCACCUGGGCGCAGCCCGCUGGAUUCCCAGGCCAGCCCAGGCCUGGUGCUUCACCCCAGCUUCCCACAGAGCCAGAGGCGCGAGUCCUUCCUGUACCGUUCGGACAGCGACUACGACAUGUCGCCCAAGACCAUGUCACGCAACUCGUCCAUCGCCAGCGAAGCACAUGCUGAAGACCUCAUAGUGACACCAUUUGCACAGGUAUUGGCGAGUUUGAGAAGUGUGCGUAGUAAUUUCUCCAUCCUGGCAAAUGUGCCCACGCCAACUUCCAAUAAGAGGUCCCCCAUGGGCAGCCAACCGACUGUUUGCAGAGCCACACUCUCAGAAGAAACAUACCAGCAACUGGCCCGAGAGACCUUGGAAGAGCUUGACUGGUGCCUUGACCAGCUGGAGACCAUCCAGACCUACCGCUCUGUCAGUGAGAUGGCAUCCAACAAGUUCAAAAGAAUGUUGAACCGUGAACUAACCCACUUCUCUGAAAUGAGCCGCUCUGGAAACCAGGUCUCUGAAUACAUUUCAAACACCUUCUUAGACAAGCAGAAUGAUGUGGAGAUCCCAUCCCCAACACAGAAAGAGCGGGAGAAGAAGAAGAAGCAGCAACCAAUGUGCCAGAUCAGCGGCGUCAAGAAACUCAUGCACAGUUCCAGUCUGACCAAUUCGAGCAUCCCUCGCUUUGGGGUCAAAACCGACCAAGAAGAGCUACUCAGUAAGGAGCUGGAAAACCUAAACAAGUGGGGCCUUAACAUUUUCCGGGUCGCCGAGUACUCCAACAAUCGGUCGCUCAGCUGCAUCAUGUAUACAAUAUUCCAGGAAAGAGACUUGCUGAAAACUUUCAAGAUCCCUGUGGACACGUUAGUUACAUACAUCAUGACGCUAGAAGACCACUAUCAUGCCGACGUGGCCUACCACAACAGCCUCCAUGCAGCUGACGUCACACAGUCCACGCAUGUCCUCCUGUCCACGCCAGCCUUGGAUGUAAGUUCCAGCCCUGUGGCCGUCUUCACUGAUUUGGAGAUCCUGGCUGCAAUAUUUGCUGCCGCCAUUCAUGAUGUGGACCAUCCUGGCGUCUCCAACCAGUUUUUGAUCAACACCAAUUCGGAGCUGGCACUGAUGUACAAUGACGAGUCUGUGCUGGAGAACCAUCACCUAGCUGUGGGCUUCAAGCUGCUACAAGAGGAGAACUGCGACAUCUUCCAGAACCUGAGCAAGCGGCAGCGGCAGACCUUGCGCAAGAUGGUCAUUGACAUGGUCCUGGCUACCGACAUGUCCAAACACAUGAGCCUCUUGGCUGACCUUAAGACAAUGGUGGAGACCAAGAAAGUGACCAGUUCAGGGGUGCUGCUGCUGGACAACUACACCGACAGAAUACAGGUCUUGCGGAACAUGGUUCACUGUGCGGAUUUGAGCAACCCCACGAAGCCACUGGAGCUGUACCGGCAAUGGACAGACCGGAUCAUGGAGGAGUUCUUCAGACAGGGUGACAAAGAACGGGAGCGGGGCAUGGAGAUCAGCCCCAUGUGCGACAAGCACACGGCCUCUGUGGAGAAGUCGCAGGUGGGAUUCAUCGACUACAUUGUGCACCCGCUGUGGGAGACAUGGGCGGACCUGGUCCACCCUGACGCACAAGACAUUUUGGACACCCUCGAGGACAACAGGGACUGGUACCACAGCAUGAUCCCACAGAGCCCCUCCCCACCUCCAGAUGAUGCGGAGAAGGAUGAGGAGGCCUGUCUGGAGAAAUUCCAGUUUGAACUGACCCUGGAGGAGGAGGGCGAGGACUCGGAACAGUCGGACAAAGACCACAGCAGCCCUGGUGAUGAGGACAACAGCUACUACACCGCCACAGAGGAACACCCACACGAGUCCCUGGAAGGGCAGGACAGACUAACGGACGACACAGUGAAUGACACGUCUCCGGGCGCGUCAUGACUGUGGGGAAGGGACAGUUGAGAAAGCAAAACACACACACGGAAAGUUUUCACGAGGGAGGGCGGGGAUAAAAAAAACAGGAAAAAUUCAUUUUUUUAUUUUUAUUGUAUUUUUUAUAAAAAGAAAAUCAACAAAAAAAAGGGAACAUACACAGCAACUGUAGAACCAGGUUGGCCCAAGCAGGGGUAGCAGCCUGCUGCUGCAGUGACCAGCCCAAGCACUCCAGAAAUAACGUUAUCAUCAGUUUGCUUUUUUGUUUUUCAGUGUUGCUGGCUUUUUUGUUGUUUUAUUUUGCUAACUUUUUUUUUUUUUUAAAGACUGAAGCAACCAUGAACAGGAGGAGGAGGAGGGUGCUGGUGAUGAGAGAUAGCGGGAAAGCAGAUGGGCUUGGUAGGGUUUUUUUUGUGUUAAUGUAUUUUAAGCCAUUUUUAAAAACAAGCAGAGACACUGCAGGAUUUUGAACACCAAGAACCAGUAACUGUUUCAACCCCUCUGCUCAUCCUGCUCCCUGGCUUCCGACACACCCUCCUAGUUUGGCUUGUUGGUUGGUGCCUUUCUUCCUUUGUCGACUGCCCAUUUCAGCAUAAACCCUCCUAGCUGGAAAACAGGGUGUUCAAAAAGCCUGGGAGUGAAAGGAGGGACUAAAUGGUUUUGAUUUUUGUAAGUUAUUUUUUUAAGCUAGGGCUAAUUUAUUUUUGUGAGUUUAUAUAGAAUUGGUUUUCUUUUGGACUGAUGAGAAGAAAGAACUUUGCCUUUUUGUGGAAUUUUUUUUUUUUUCCUUUUUGAAAUGGACUUUUAAAAAAAUAUGGUUUGGAAAUGGGAAGUUGUUUUACUCAUGACGCCAUAACAUUCUCCCAGAAGCAAAUGGGAGAAGACGUUUCUUUUAAAGGAAAAAAAAAGGGAACAAGAAAUCAAAUAAGCAAAAUGUUUUAUCUGAGUUUCCAAAUAGCCAAGUCUUCCUCUGUUCAUCAUUUUGCACAAAAAAAAAAAAGGCAAUACGGCCAGGGUUAAAUGGUUACAGCUGGCCAACUUGCUCAGACAGCUCCAUCGGGGGGGUCUCAGGUGUGAGUAUUCCUCUCCCACUGAUGGGGGCAAGAUGGGCAGGUACAAGGAGAGGAGAGAACGGGGUGGGUUUGCAGCCUUCCCAACCCAAGAGAAGAUUAGAGAGAAAUUCUCCAGUGAUGUUUUUUUUAGCACUAAUUUGCAAGUUUACCUUCCUUAUCCCUGCCUUGACACAUGUGGUUUGCUAGCUGAUUAACCUCUGGACUGUAGUACUGCAUUAUUCCUCUCGCUGUUCACAGGUUUGUCAGGCAGGAAAGUCCCAUGUGUUAACCAUUCUCUCAAACACACACACACACAUGCACACACUCACUCACUCGCACACUUUGCACAUGCCUCUAGGCACAGGAAUUUUUCACAGGUGUCUGAAACAAGGAGAGUCUGUAUGAACCAAGCCCGCGGCUUUA
Molecule: messenger RNA, 3777 nt
Organism: Hemicordylus capensis (graceful crag lizard)
Lineage: Eukaryota; Metazoa; Chordata; Lepidosauria; Squamata; Cordylidae
Gene: PDE4A
Product: phosphodiesterase 4A
Exons: 16
Coding region: 185-2311 (708 amino acids)
Biological process (GO): signal transduction
Cellular component (GO): nucleus; cytosol; perinuclear region of cytoplasm
Molecular function (GO): 3',5'-cyclic-AMP phosphodiesterase activity
Source: RefSeq, a predicted model, not a curated record